AGUGGCAAUGUCAAUGUCCAUGAGUAACGUUGAUCAAAAAAUCAGGCCAAUCUUCAGGAUGACAAUCGAAGAAAAAAAUGGAUAUAAGUUUUCGUAUUAUUUUUUUCGAAACUGGUAUCCCACAGUCAUUCACUUGUCUUCUGAGCAGAUAGACAGUCAAACAUUAAGAACUUAAUACAAAACAAGACGACAGUAAUAAUAAAUUAUUAUUACAAUUAAUUACUAAGAAAAAACAUCGAAUUUAAUAAUAUUAGUGAAUAAAAAUAUCACUGCAGUGUAAAAAUGAUUUAGUCAAAAAGUUAUUUAAUUGAUUUUCCUUGUUAGUGUUGAUUUUUGUGCAAAUCAAUGUAUUGAUGUGACGCAUUUAAUAGUCUGAGUUACGUUUUAACAAAAUAAUGUAUUUAUAUUUAUCGGUAAUAUUGUUCGUAACGUCUUCUGUCCUGACGAAGAUCACCAAUCCAUACGACAGCUCGUGCAGCUACAACGAGUUUGAAUGCGGAGAUGGGGGCUGCGUGAGCAUCGACAGAGUCUGCAACGGCAUAGAGGAUUGUUCUGGUGCCGAAGAUGAGACUGUCUGCUACGAAAUACCCGCAAAAUUUGGAUUGCAUAGCUCUAGACGGCGUAGACAGACUUCUAAUUGCAAGAAGUCGGAGUGGCGUUGCCGCGACGGUACGUGCAUCUCGUUCGACGGCAAGUGCGACGGCGUCGUCGACUGUCCGGAUUCGAGCGACGAAACCCAUGCGCUUUGCGGGAAGACCACAUGCCAGAGCAAUUGGUUCCGCUGUACGUAUGGCGCGUGCGUGGAUGGUACGGCGCCCUGCAACGGAAUCCAGGAGUGCGCCGAUAACUCUGAUGAGCUGCUACCUCAGUGUCGGGGGAAUGAGGUCGCGGACGCGACGAACUUGAGAGACAAGUUCAAGUGUGCUGACGGUAACGUUAUACCGGCCACCGCGUUCUGUGACGGCGUAGCCGACUGCCCGGACGGGUCUGACGAGACGGUCCAGGCGUGCGCGGGCAGGACGUGCCCGGCGUACUUGUUCCAGUGCGCGUAUGGAGCUUGCGUAGACGCCGGAUCAGACUGUAACGGGAUAAAAGAAUGCGCUGACGGCUCGGAUGAGUCGGACGAGCUCUGUGAUAGAGUCCUGUCCGGGAAGCCGACGCAAAAGCCUUCAGCAUCAGGCGGAUGCGUCCUGCCCCAGUACCCAGCUCACGGCUCGUACGUGGUCCUGAACACGCCGAACGCUACUCCCGGCCAGACCUUCGACUCGAUCCAAGUGAACGUGACCUGCAAGCCGGGGUACGGCGUGAUGGGCAGGAACGACGUCUUCUGCUUGAACGGGUGGUGGUCGGACAAGCUGCCUCAGUGCGUCCGUUUCUGCACGCUCAACAGUCAUGCUAGCGUCGAGUACAAAUGUCUGCUCACCAAUGGUAACGAGGGUACCAGACCCUGCGGCUCCCUGGAGCCGACCGGCACAAUAGUCCAGCCGCAGUGCAGGUCCCCCAACUAUUACUCGACCGUGCCGCUCGGCUACAUGCGGUGCAUCGAGGGGAACUGGGACUACGUGGCCACAUGCACUCCAGAAUGCGGCAGAGUCACGCCUGACGGUGAAGAGUUGGUGUUCGGCGGGAGAUCAGCGAAAAGAGGAGAACUACCCUGGCAUGCUGGCAUAUAUAGGAAGACUAGCACACCGUACAUGCAGAUCUGCGGUGGAUCUCUCGUUAGCACCACCGUCGUCAUAUCAGCCGCUCACUGCUUCUGGAGCAACCUCAACCAGCAGCUACCCACAACUGACUAUGCCGUUGCCGUCGGUAAGAUUUACAGACCCUGGAACAAUCCGAAGGACUUGGACGUCCAGAAAUCGGAUGUGAGGGAUAUAAAAAUCCCGAUAAGAUUCCAAGGGAGGACGGCGAACUUUCAAGAGGACAUAGCGAUCGUGAUACUGGCGACAAGGAUCGAGUACCGCACCUACGUCAGGCCGGCCUGUCUGGACUUCGACAUCAGCUUUGAGAGGCAGCAACUACAAGACGGGAAACCGGGCAAGGUGGCCGGUUGGGGUUUGACUUCGGAAAACGGCAACGCCUCGCAAAUACUGAAAGUCGUUGAUUUGCCAUACAUCGACAUAGAUAGGUGCAUCGGCAUGGCGCCUCCCGGGUUCAGGGAGUACAUUAAUGGCGACAAGAUCUGCGCUGGCGACGGAGAAGGCAAAGCUUUAUGCAAAGGGGACAGCGGCGGGGGCCUAGCUUUUUCCACUUACGACAAGGGAGUCGAAAGAUACUAUUUACGCGGAAUCGUGUCAACGGCUUCGACGAACGAGAAUCUGUGCAACACAAACACAUUCACAACAUUCACACAAGUCUCGAAACACGAACAUUUCAUCAAGCAAUAUCUGCACGUGGUUCAGACUUAGCGUGCCCGCACCAUAGACUAUAGCUUGCACCAUAGAUUAUACAGACUUGAACGCGCGUGGUUUGAAAAGAAAAAGUAAGCAAGGUACAGGUAAGGAGAACCGUCUCUGUUGCGAAAAAGCUUACGUUAAAAUCUGCUAAAUAAGUGUGGCGCUACAGUAGCAACCGAGUAAAUUUAAAAAAAGGCGUUGAAAGUUUUUAGAAUAAGAUAGAGAAAUAAAAAAGGACGAAAAAACUGUAAGCACUACAAAAUCACAAAAAGCUUUUUAUUUAAAGCCGAUAAGAAAAUGCAAUCGAUGUCUCCACGAUUUUACCACAACAAUAAUUCUAGGUUGUAUUGACGAAAUUAGUUUGGACUACGUAAACAUGUGAGGUCUUGUAUAUUACACUGUCACUAACUACUCUAGUCAUUAAAUAUAUUAAAUUUCCGAACUCAGCAUACUUCAAUCAGUUAACAACUGCUCAAUUCAUAUCAUUUGCCUAUGGUAGCGCCAUUUUGGAAAAUUUUUGAACUGUUAUUAAUGUUGAAAGUGGGAUACUUUUUCAAGUUUCUCCCAUAUGAGACGGUUCUCCUUACCUCUACCCUCCAUAAGAAAAAGGUUUGUUACUUUUUUCGAGAACAUCGCGCGCCCUGAGUCUAGCAAGAUUUGCCAUUAUCAAAGCCGGUCCUAACAGUGUACGUAAUUAAACUAAAUUGUGCACAGGUAACCCCUCCUAUAACACGGUAGAUAUGUUCCUACCGUGUAAUGCGAAACCGCGUUAUAUGAGACCAGAAGCCAGUAGAAAAAUGACAAAUAAUUUUUAUGAAUGAAACAUCUCAACUAUGCUCGUGUGUAUUUUGAUUACCUAUUAAACAUAGGACAGAAGCAGUAAAAUUUCGGUUAUUCCCAUAUAUUGUGUGUUCGUAGUGCAUAGUGUAAUUUUCCAAAUAAUUUUAAACAAAAAUCUCGUAUACGUGUUCUAGAAAUACCGCGUUAUAAGAGAGCAUUAGGGAAUUUUCUGUACGUGUUAAAGUGGAACCGUGUUGUAAAAUAUCGUUUUAUAGAAGGUUUACCUGUAUUUGUAAUAGAGAAUGAUAGUCUUCAAAAACAUUCUAACUUAAGAAGUUGAAUCAAUAGUUGAUUAAUAAAAGUAUAUACACAUAUAUAUUUACGUUAUAAUAAAAUAGAAAAAGCUUCAUCAUUGGACACUUGAAAAUGUAAGUUAAUAAAAAAUAUACUAGAUGGC
This is a messenger RNA of Bombyx mori (domestic silkworm), 3633 nucleotides long. Its product is annotated as modular serine protease. Gene Ontology annotation, molecular function: serine-type endopeptidase activity; protein binding. The coding region runs from base 396 to 2408 and encodes 670 amino acids. Lineage: Eukaryota; Metazoa; Arthropoda; Insecta; Lepidoptera; Bombycidae. The record is from RefSeq and is a predicted model, not a curated record. Gene Ontology annotation, biological process: proteolysis. The transcript is spliced from 15 exons.